Zophobas morio is the source of this 1135-nucleotide messenger RNA. RefSeq names its product brachyurin-like. Gene Ontology annotation, biological process: proteolysis. The record is from RefSeq and is a predicted model, not a curated record. The coding region runs from base 210 to 1013 and encodes 267 amino acids. The transcript has 7 exons. Gene Ontology annotation, molecular function: serine-type endopeptidase activity. Lineage: Eukaryota; Metazoa; Arthropoda; Insecta; Coleoptera; Tenebrionidae.
AAAAAUCAGUCAAAAUUAAAUUAAAUUAAUAUUGUACAACAUUUUCGUCAUUAAUUUUAGUAAGUUUAUUUUAAUCCCCAAAGAGAACUUCGUUAGUAAACAUUUCAUAGUUCCAUGAUAAGAUAAAACCAUGUGUCUAAAGGAAUACAUUUAAAAAUUUUCACAAGUGUGUUAGUAGAGAACAAUCAAUCAGCCAUUGAUAAAUAACGAUGAAGCUUCUAGUAGUUUUGGUCCUUUGCCUUGCCUCGGGAUGGAGCGCAAACAUUCAAAAGAAACCCCUUCACAACGUCGAAAGAAACCUAGGUCCAAGAAUAAUUAACGGUAUGCCAGCUGAAGAAACUGAAUUCCCAUUCAUGGCAGCUAUUUAUAGUACGACAAGUCUGGGUAGAUACUUCUGCGGUGGUGCUGUCAUCGACAGACGAUGGAUUUUGACAGCUGGACAUUGUGUCCAAAAUGCCGUAUCGUUUGUGAUUCAACUAGGUUCGGUCAGUUUAUCCAGUACAGACGUUAACAGGGUAACUGUCCCAGCGACCACUUCUGUAGUUCAUCCUGACUUUAACAAUGAAACUUUCGUCAACAACAUUGGUCUCAUCAAUCUUCCAGAUGAUCUGAGAUUAAAUGAUUAUGUGAACGUGGUUGCCCUUCCAAGCGAGGUUUUAGCAGAAAAUACUGUUCUUACGUCUCUGGGCUGGGGGCAGACAGACGAUGAGCAUUCUGGACCUGUUGACAACCUUCAAAAAGUCUUGGUUGUAAGUUUGCUGAACGAACAUUGCCAAAAUAUCUUCGGUUCACAAAUUGUAGACAGCAUGGUCUGUGCCAUGGGUUCUUACAACGAAGGCACAUGCAUUGGAGACAUUGGUGGACCUCUUGUCCAAACUGGAGACAGUCAGCCAGUGAUCGUAGCGGUUGCAAGCUUUCUAAGCUUCAACGGAUGCGAAAGCCUUGAUCCUUCCGGAUAUGAAAGAGUGUUUGAUCAUGUCGACUGGAUUAAGAGUGUGACCAAUAUAGCGUAAUACUGUUACUAGGUACCAAAGUACGUUUAUCUCUAAUUAUCUAACCAGUCAGUAAUAAAAUGAAUGAAAUCUAAAGUGAUAGAUGGGAAUUUAAUCGCUUAUAAAAUUUUGUUAACAUUGUA